AUGAAAUUGCUCUUCAGGUUUCCUUGUCUUAUGAUUCUUAUCCCUUACCUAGAUGGAAGGGAAGUGUGUACUACUAUAUUUGGUGUGAAUUUGUUAUUUUCAUUGGAAUAUAUUCCCUCAUUUCAAUAGCAUACCGUUUUAUAAUGCCUGAUGAUAUGAAACGGUAAGUGACCCACAAAUUAACAGUUUCUCAAGACGAUUAAACUGCUUACAAUAUUUGUCUUUUAAUGAUUAGUCGACUAGUCUAUUUGGAUGAUUGGCAGCAUUACGGUUCUACUAGUAAAAAAUAUACUUCAAGGUGACAAUGACUUGCUGUCGAUAUUCCAAAAUAAGUAUGGCGUCUGGGCACGGAUUUUACCAACCCGAUAGUUAUCGAUACGACAGUGAAAAGUUUCGUUAACUAUCUGUAUUUCGAGAUAGCGCGAGUUCUGGUGGUAUUUAAGCAGACUUUAUUAUUUCUCACCUACGAACUGCGUCUCCCCAUCCGCAAAGCACAUAUCUUUUACUUGCAUCCCCAAAAAUCGAUCUGAGUAGUAGUUAUUUUGAAACUUUACUAACGACUGUUUAUUUGAGAAAGCAUGAUAUAUCUCUAUGCCUAAUAAGCCUUCGGCGUCUUGUUAUCCGGUGAUGAUCUCAAGUGAAUGCAGACGCUUUCUAAGUGUAUUAAAAUUUUUAAAAUCCUAAGUAAGAUGGCCCUGGAGAUCACCGAAGUCAGCGCGACCGCUUUUUCCCAAGUGGCGUACUUCUUUUUUUUGCAAUACCAUGACCGCCGUUGAUAUAGUCCUACACCUGUUGAGCCAGACAGACCCUUUUUUGGUAUUUCUCCCUUCGCAGUCAAGGUUUACAGGCGUUUCAUCUAAAAAAGGCGCAAAGCACCCUCUUGACGAAAUCAUCCAUAGUUUGGUCUCCCAGGCUGACUAAAAAUGGCCUCUGGAGAUGUGUCCUAGAAAAUCUGUAGGUUUUGCAAAUCCGCUUCGAUAGUCAGGGUCCGUAGGCAGUUAACUGGCUAUAAUAAAGUUUCCUUUAAUAUAAAUUGGUCAUCUUACCAGAUUUUACGGCAAUCUUACCAUGGACACAACUGAUGUAGACUGCCGGUCCAUUACCAGCAAGUCCAUUGAGCGGAGGCGAUCAUGAAAAUUUGAGUCACUUGUGACCAGCUAAAUCGACUGUUUUCGCCUACUUCAACUUGUUUUCCUUGUUAUUUUGGCUCCUUUGUAAUGCCUUGACGUCAAUCUGUGCCAUUGACAAAAUCAUUAUCGGAGUCAUUAUAGUCUUGCAUUUGCUAAAUAGCGUGAUAAAAUCUACCUAAGCGACAUCGGAGAUCCCUCUAACUCUCACUAAUGUAGAUAAAAUUUACAGUGCAUCUAUCUAUAUAAAGAGGCUUUUUAAAUCGUCCAUUCAGAGUAUCAAUAGAUUUUUGCCUUGAAACGUAAUCGAGAUAGAGCAAGUUUGCUCUUUUUUUCGAAUGCGACAAUGAAAUAGCGUAAUAUUCCGAUACUGUCUGCGGAGAUCUCUUGUUGGAGAUGUAGAUAUCCUCAAGGUAACAUUUGAAUAUAGCAGCGACAGCAGAAACUGCUUGAAAAAAUAAAUACUAGAGAACGAGGAAAACAGCCAGGUUUUUACAUAUUCACAAAUGAAAUCGCGAAAGGAAAAUUAUGACUUUCUUCAACCCUUUCAGUAAGACCAAUUGUUGAUUUGGUCCGCUCAUCAAAUUGUAAAAUGUUUUUGUUUCUUAUGCACCUUCUCCGCCGUUUAUGCCUUGCAAAAGCACAUUGGACUCGACCAAAUAUAUUAUUUCCGAAACAGUAUUCAAAAUUGAAGUUGUACACUAAUUUGAAGACGGGGCGAUUCGCAUAAUUUAGAGUGACGAAAGAUGCAAAAAUGUGGAUCUUCAGCCUUUAAGGCUGACUUGUAUCCUCUUGACUACAGUACAGAACAUUUGUUAUUGAACUAAACAGAACCAUAUCAUGUUAGAAUGCGUCAAAUGCGUCCAAUUCUAUUGCUCCUGUCGUCUGAGAUUUUUUAACAAAUGAAUCAUUAGCAUGACUCCAAAACCUUUGGUGCUUUGCAAUUUAAUUAUGUCGAGAUGCCUGCAGAACCUUGCAACUCACAAAUAUGUUUGCCGUUGAUUGCAUUAAAUAAGGGCUUUUUUGCUCUUUCCAUACUUUUGUAGAUACCAAACUUGUUUUUUGCCAUAAGAUUCCACAAAUUGUUCAAAAUUCCCAAAACGCCAACCAAACGCAGCUUUUUAUCUAUCAGCCUCACCUACCCUGUCAGUGUGCUUUUGUUUUUGUAAUAUUUGAGUUUUGAGGACGUCUAGACCAAUUAAACUCAUUCCUUUUGACCGUUUCAGUGCAUUUGAAGGAUUCUGUCUGCUCUGCCAUACAAUGGGCGAGCAGAUUCCCCUCGGAUUUGUCAUGGGUUUCUUUGUGGAUCUGAUUGUUGCGCGUUGGUGGGAGCAGUUCAUCACUAUUCCUUGGCCCGACGAAUUAGUUAUGCUCAUGGCAGCUCACACCCACGGAAACUCCAAGAGGAUACGGCACCAACUUAAGACGUUUGUACGUUACAUUAAUCUCUCCUUCUGCCUUGCCACGCGCGGCAUAUCCUCCAGGGUGCGACGCCGGUUUCCCACCGAACAACAGCUUGUCGCUUCAAGUAGGUUAUCCAGUCUUCUACCUUAACACGGUUCUCUCCCAGCAUUAGUCACACAAGAAGAGUUGAAGGUGCUGCGUGAGAGUGCACCAUGCAAUAAGCCGGCCUUCUAUGCUUUGCCUCUAUUCUGGGCAUCAGAUCUGCUCACUCAAAUGCAUGAUGAGGGCAGCAUCAAGGGAGAUCAGGUCGUAGAAACGAUUACUAACGAGCUGCAGAAAUUUCGAAAGGGGCUAGAAAAACUGUUGAUUUUCGACUGGAUAAACACCCCUCUGGGAUACACGCAGGUUCGGCAUUUUCUGUGUCUUUAUUGCUUGUUUACUUUUGCGCCUCAUACAGUCUUAUGCGUUUUGAAAAUUAAAUAGUCACUGAGUGAAUACCAAGAUGCAGGCGUUCGGCCUUAUGCGGUUCCAGAAAAUCUCUGAGCUUAGCGCAUGCCUACAACCGAAGUUGAUGCUUUCGCUUUAAGCUCUGAUUCAAAAUACUCAUGGCAACCAAAAAACUCCCGUUCAUGCCAUCUUUCCCUACUUCCGAUCGAUAAUUUACAGUCAAUAUGCGUCGAUUUAGCCAGUUAAGGCAUCUACAUCUAUUUUUCGGACUGUGAGAACAGUUGGCUUAGUAACACGUGUGGAUGAGUGACUGUCUGAUAAGCAGUUUUGUUAAGCUCGGCACACUUCACUGGAACGAAAGGUUUGGUUCAAUAAGAAAUCCGUUAGCCGUGGUCUUAGUCAAUCUCGCAUAUUUGGCAUAUAAUUUGAACGAAGAAGUGCGAAAACUAACAUAAUGCUUACAAAUAUUAACGGUUUGUAGAAUGUCACUUUUGCAUGUUCACUUAGUGGUUAUACCUUUAAAUGAAGGCAAGUGCUCAAGAAUAUUUUCAAAGUAAUAAAUGUACGAGAUGUGGUUCUCUGUUUUUGUGUAAUGUCGCCGUAGUUUUUGAUUUAAAAGCUCCUUAGUCGCCUUGAUCAAUCCCGCGCAGGUGAGAGUUACUCCCGUCGGAGGCUUGAUCGUCUUCCCAUUUAGUCUCAACCACUGGCUAGAAUGAGCUUUCGACAAACUGGAGAAAUGCAAUGCUUAGCCUCUCAUCGCCCAUUUUUUCUACGUAUAUAUACGCACAUGUAUUGCGAAUACUGCAUAGCGUGAGACCAGUUGUGACCCCGUGAAGGCCACUCUUCAAAUGAAACCAAAAGUCUGAUAAGACAUCACAUCUCCCCCCAAGGCGGCGUUGAAUUUUAAGAAAUCAAUUUAUCUGCUUUUUUAACAUUUUUAACACAGGUAAGUGACUCACUUACCGAAGUUUUUCAGGUGAUCGCUGCUUGGGCAGCCAUCUGAACCGAAUCGAAAUCAGCUCUUCUGAGGAAACAUGCAAAAAGCGAAUUACUCUUGAGUCUACUAAUGUAUCCGAAUCCAAGCUUUACCACUGACAGUCUACCUGAAAAUUCCAACUCCGUAGCAAUAUUGUUUCCGUAUAUUUCUUCUGUAUUGUACUUGUGAAUCCCUCCGCCUUCUGUCCUAGGUUGCCACUGUGACAGUUCACAGUUAUUUCAUCUCUUCGUUUUUCGCUUGGCAAUUUCUCGACACUAGCCAAAACUAUCCCAACCACUCCAUCGACAUGUUUGUCCCCGUGUUUGGCAUGCUUCGCUUCCUCUUCUACAUGGGCUGGCUCAAGGUUGGUGUCUUUAGGAACCCGAUUGUUAUCCUUAAUGUAUGCCUACUUAACGUUACAUGUGGUCAAGGUGUCGAUAAGAAGUCUCGCAUCUCAUUUGGCUUUCGCUCGCUCUGUUCUACUAGACGUUUCUCUUUUCACUUAAGUUUGGUUUGUGCGCUCGCCGAUCCUGUGUGCCUAUCGAUUCUGUUAGUGGCGGCAUAAGUUUAAGGGGCUGCGUUAUGUCAGCGUUCGUCCCUGACUAUCGCCGUGUAGACCGUCUUAGACUGCUGGGUGCGGCGGCACGUCCAGGGGCAGCCCCGGUAGUCUUUAAAAUCACCCUUCAGUUGCGAAUGAGUUUUUCGGUAGACCCGUCUAAGAAGAAGUUCAGUACUUAGAUAAACGCCAGCAGGCACAUUCAACAUUAUAUAUCACAUGCAUACUUAUGUUAAAUAGCCCGGUCGUGGACACCUCAGUAACCCCGACGGGUAAGGUGUUAAUUUGAUCAUGUGUUCCACGAAGCUCUGACUCAAAAACCCUGAGAUUUUAAUAUUUGGACUAAUUUACCCACUUAACCUUCUGCAGCAUCCAGAGUCCAGCAAGCGCAUUCAUAAUUUAAGAAAUCAAUCUCCUUUGAAAUUUUCUAUUUGGGCAGUCAGCUUACUGAAUCAUAAUUAAUUUUGACUCAACUGCGAAAACGUCGGUGGUUCGAUAGGAUUUGAAUCCACGGCAGCAAGGGAAGGCCUUAGCACAGCCAACGCUCUAGCCAUCUGAGUUACGAAGCCUCGCCUCGAAUUGGUUGAUUCCAUACUUUGCAGUGGACUGGAUGGGUAACCGGACUCAAAUGAGAUUAAACUCAAGAUUCCCGGCCGUAAUCCCGUGGCUCAGGCGGUUUAGGGCACUGGUUGUAUUAAAGCCUCGCUCUGUUGCCUCAGGUUCUCAUCCCACCGAGGUCCCUGAAUUCUCCACAAUCGGAUCACUUAAAUUACUCAAAUUAGCCAAAAAUAUAUCUUUGUUGAAUGAGACUGGUAGUCAUCUGGUAGAUUGUGGACUGGUUGCUCUGAAAAAUCUACUAGUACAGACGGCCUACUGCGGUAGAAUUGGUGGGUUUCAUAGAUUGCAGUAGGUUGGACUGGCAGUUUAACCAAAGUGUGGACAACCUAGGACCCUUAGUUGCAGACUUGUAGUUCAGAUGGCUGGAACGCUCUGCUCUUUCUGUUAUGGGCUUUAAUUCAGUCUAAGCGGUCCGUUUUUACACAAUUAGGUCGGACAAAUUAUUUAAGUUGUCGAAAACGCCCAUCAAACAGCGAACAAACUUAAACAUCUACUGAACAGAGGAGGUAUCAAUUCAAACGCCGAGGCUUCUUUGCAUGAAAUACUGUUUGGACGCGUUGCGCACCUUGUCUGACUAAUUACACUGAGUGACAACAAUCGCGGGGCAGUUUACAGCGUCGUCACGCAAUCUUUGUUCAUAUAGCCACCGCACAGUGUGGCACUGCUUUGCGUGCCUUCUGUAUCUCUUGGACUCACACCCACACACGCGCACACAUUCACAUCCUCCGGUUGUUCACUGUCGCUUCUCAGAACUUCAUUCUAACCCACAUUGUUAGCAUUUGGCCUCCGGGAAGACACGUUUUCUGCGAAGCAACAGAACCCUUAUCGACAGUGCGAGUAUGCUCGCGUCCAGUGACCUUGAGCGUCUACGGUGGCCUAGAGAAUUGUCCAAUCAUCGCGCAGAUCUGGGCACUGCACAACGGGGCAGCCGUGCAGUCUCCUGCGAACGAAUUACUUGUUGACGUGUCUGUAACGGAAGUGGGAGUGGGAGAUUAAGGAGGAAGUUUUUUUGCCUGCUGGAUCAGUGAGCGCUGUUUCGUCAUCUUGUGGUAAUAAUUCUCUUCAACACCUGCACCUACUUGGUUGACUAUGAAUCAUUCAGUUACCAGGUUAGAAAAUUGGCUUUUAAGAGACGCAACUCAACGAUAAAGCCCAGCGACAUUGCGGCCUCCACUUUUGACCAAAGGUUCUCACGAUAAUUUUCCAAGGCAAGACUUGGAAAUGCAGUCCUUCUGGGAAAUAGGGAAUCCCAGGAGCAUCCAAUACGGGAACCGUGGUAAAAGUGGCUUUAGUGUGGGUCUGCGGGAAAACAGUGAAUAAUGCCCGAAAGCACAUGCAUUGCGGGCAAGUAUGCUAGUUUGAUUUAGUAGGAACUCACAUCUCAGCGUAAGCAAGGUGCGACGUGAAAAUCCAUUACAGGUAACCUGUAAAACGAGUUCUACAAAGAAUAAGGGUGAUUGGUCCGUCAAGGUCAUCGAAAGUGAAUCGCCCAAGAUUGUGACUAAUCAGACGUAAGCCGUAGAUGCAAGUUGAAGGAAGUGGAUGCCGAAUGACUCCCCCACCCUAAAUCCUAACCCUAAAACGCGAACCCUAUUCCUUACCCUAAAGUCCGAACCCUAUUCCUAACCGUAAAACUCAGACCCUAACGUAAUUGCGAAUUAUAAUCUCAGCAGUCCGCGAAGCACCUCAAGGUGAAAGAUUCCGCAAGUAGUACUACGCCUUCUGAAAUCAAUGAUAGUACGAAAUUGAUAAAUGUCGAUUACCUACUGAAAUCAAUAAAAGUACGAUGAUGAUAGUUUAUUUACUAAACAGGACCGCGUUUCCGAGCCCCACCUUUCGCAAAACACGUUUCAGAUUUGCCUUAAACAAGCGGUCAGGAACAGAUUUGAUUCAGGAGGUUAUUGUUCUGAGAAACAUGAUAUUGCUGUACGUAAACCACUCCAAUCAUGACUACAGCAGCAGCCGUUGUCCCUCUCUCCGAGCGAGGCGUCCCCAUUUAAACUCCGUCUUUUUUGCUGAUCGGAGAUGUGGUCAGACAGGCUCCAAGAAUGCCGAUUUAUCCCGUCUACGGGCCCACGUCUGCAUGUCAAAGCUGAAGAAGCCACACUAUUGAAAGUCGAUAGAAGCGAAGAAACGAGUUUCACGAAGCAGUCAGGAAGAGGAAGACACGACUGACUGACGUCUCGGGCUCGCUCCCCAGUCCAUCAUCGGAGACAUAAUCGGAUAAGUUUAACUUACUGAACGGGUGCUUCAACAUUUAUACGGUUCAGCUACUCUGUCUGUAAAACUCGACGUCUUUCACACUUAUCGUAUGUGGUGUAAUCACUGCUUAUUGGGCCGCAGCUCAGUCCUUAAUUUCCGAAAUUAUUUUGACAAAAUUAUGAAGAACUUGACGCCCUUCAUUGAGGUUCUAUCCCACGACAUCAGGAGUAUAACUGAAAUACAGACAGCGCUCUAACCACCUGAGCUACGAGGUUCUACCAGAAGCCUGGUCUCAUGAUAUGGCGUCGUAUGGUUGCCUCCUGUAUGUGUGCAACUCCAGUUCCAAGUGGUGCGAGAAGGUGAUCGACGGCUUUCGAGACCUUCCUGAAGUACAGGAAGGCUAGUCAACAUUUGGAGGUGGUUGAACCGGGUAUCUCAUGUAAUUUGACGUCCGAUGGCUACCGAGGCGUCCUUGGCAACCGGGACCGAUCGUUAGAAUUUGUGACCACCUGGACUUUGUAUCUUGUCUCGUUUGUACCUGCACUAGUUGACGAAGUUGUGCGGAAAACCAUUCACUUUAAGCCCCCACUGUUAUUUUGCAGCUUUGUCUUCCCCUUCACUGUAGUGCACCUCAGCACGGCAGUAUAACGCCCUUAUGUAAUUAUAUUUGUGACUGACUGAGCGGUUGCCGUUGUAGCUCAGUGCUUUUGUAUUAUUUUUCGCAACUCUGAAUACUUGGUUUUUGAGCCUCCGUAAGUUUUGCGGCAGACGAGGACGUUAUGAAGAUAAAGUUAGUUGUUUUCCUUCUCCUCCAUCGUUAAUUAUAUAUCUGAAAGGACGGCGCUGAGAUGCUCUUUGUAUGCCAGAAAUCGAUCCUCGUCAUUAAAGACGAUGCUGUCAUUGAAAAACCGGACGAAGAAGUGCGAUUUGUGGCAUCUGGAGACCAGCGACGCCGACCCUUACUGGAGCGCCUCAGUUAUGAAUUCCGGAAUCAGUGGACCUAUUGACGCGUCUCUCGACGGCUCGUAGGUUCUUUCGUCGAACGUGAAGUGCAGUAAUUGGGGGAUGUUGAAGUGUCAGAGGCGAUUCUCCGUGUCUUUGUAUUUGCUUCAUAGUUAAAUGGUCUCGACCGCCAUCUCCUCUGGCAUAGAAGGAAAGAGGAACGUGACAUCGAAAGUUACCGCAAUCCACUUUGGCGGAAGAAUAGCCUCUUUAAGCCGAAUGUUUACCAUGGUCGACCUAAAUUGCGAUCGGAACGAGAAAAUGGAUGGCGUGUCUGCAGAUGUCACCACAGUAACUCAGUGGAUGGACCGCGCAGUGGGACUUCUGAGCUGCUCUGAAGUUCGGACUCGUCCCAUAGAAAAGGCGGGAGUCAGACCAGCGUCCGCUGUGACACCUUCCGCACGGAUAGUCUAAACUUUUUCCCCGACAAAAGGUUAGGCAUCACGGAUAUCCGGAAGGCUAGCCAACAUUUUGAGGUGGUUGAAUCGGGUAUCUCAUGUAAUUUGAUGUCUGAUGGCUACCGAGGCGUCCUUGGCAAUCGAGAACGAUCGUUAGAAUUUGCGACCACCUGGGCUUUGUAUUUUGUCUCGUUUGUGCCUGCACUGGUUGACGAAGUUGUGCGGAAAACCAUUCAAUUUAAGCCCCCACUGUUAUUUUGCAGCUUUGUCUUCCCCUUCACUGUAGUGCACCUCAACACGGCAGUAUAACGCUCUUAUGUAACUGUAUUUGUGGCUGACUGAGCGGUUGCUGUCUUAGCUCAGUGCUUGUGUAUUAUUUUUCGCGCUUCUGAAUACUUGGUUUUUGGGCUUCCGUAAGUUUUGCGGCAGACGAGGACGUAAAGAAGAUCUAGUUAGUUGUGUUCAGUCUCCACCAUCGUUAAUUAUAUAUCUGGAAGGACGGUGAUGAUCCUUGUCGAUAAAGACGACGCUAUCAUUGAAAUACCGGGCGAAGAAUUUUGAUUUAUUGCAUCUGUAGACUACCGCCUCAGUUAUGAGUUCCGGAAUCAGUGGACCUAUUGGCGCGUCUCUCGACUGCUCGUAGCUUCCUCGGCCGAACGUGAAGUACAGUAGUUGGGAGAUUUUGAAGUGUCAGAGGCAAUUCUCCGUGUCUUUGUAUUUCCUUCGUAGUUUAAUGGUCUCAACUGCCAGCUCCUCCGGCAUAGAAGGAAAGAGGAACGUGACUUCGAAAGUUACUGCAAUUCACUUUGGCAGAAGAAUAGCCCCUUUAAGCUCAAUGUUUAGCAUGGUCGACCCAAAUUGCGAUCGGAACGGGAAAAUGACUCAGAACAAACGUGGCUCUCUUUGUGAGUCACAAAGGAUGGAGUAUCUGCAAUUGUGACCACAGUAGCUCAGUGGGUGAACCGCGCAGUGCGACUUCUGAGCUGCUCUGCAAUUCGGACCCGUACCAUAGAAGAGGCGGGCGUCAGAACAGAGUCCACCGUGACACCGUCCACACGGAUAUUCCCAACUUUUCCCCCGCAAGGGGUUCAGCAUCACGGUUAUUCGGGUCCUGAAAAUGACUCACUUGCCCAGCAUUCAUUUCAAAGCUCAAUUAGAUUCGGUUUUAACAAAGUAAGAGUGUCGCGAGGAAACCAGACCAGCGCAUACGGAGACACGUACCACGAGAAGCUUUCAAGCUUCUCUGCAGGCAAGGAGACCGGGGGGGCCUUUAAAUCCUCUUUUGAAGACCUCAUGGUGAAUCAGGAGACUCCCCAUUGACCGGCAUCACUGUGACAUUAUCGUGUUUCGCCCGUUGUGUUUGUUUACAUUUUAGCACCUUAACCCUCUCCUAUUCUUAUCCAAUCUAGGUUGCGGAAGCCCUUAUCAAUCCCUUUGGAGAGGAUCCGGAUGACUUCGAAAUGGAGGAUAUAUUUGACCGAGAUUUGCAGGCAAGUAUUCCAUCGUGCUCUUCCUCUUCUGUGUACUGUCAUCUCGCUUGA
Messenger RNA from Spirometra erinaceieuropaei, 10271 nucleotides. Lineage: Eukaryota; Metazoa; Platyhelminthes; Cestoda; Diphyllobothriidea; Diphyllobothriidae. The record is from the annotation of a GenBank genome assembly.